Messenger RNA from Chara braunii, 819 nucleotides. The record is from the annotation of a GenBank genome assembly. Lineage: Eukaryota; Viridiplantae; Streptophyta; Charophyceae; Charales; Characeae.
GUGCGUGAGCAAGCAGAAGCGCCGGAGCGUGCAACCUUGUCAACCGGGGCGGGCAAGCAUGGAGGAGGAGGGACGAAGAAGGAGGCCGUCCCGCCAUCGCCACAGCUCGCUGCUGACAGCUUGCCGGGCCGAAAAAGCGCCAGAAGAUGGCGGCUAUGGCGGCUAUGGUGGUGGUGGUGGACGUCGUCAGCCACAUGCCGCGUCAAGCAGAGGGCUUUCGUUUCUGCCGACACGUGGCAGCUCCCUGGGGAAAGCAGCAGCAGCAGGAGCGCAUUUCGCUCUCCUCGUCUCUCUCUUCCUCGUGUCGGGACCGGUCAUCUUCCCCAUCUCGCAUGCGCAGGGAGCCGCGUCGAUCGGGAUCCCGAUCCUCUCGUCGUUGGGAGCUUGGCCAGGGGCGACGGACACGGCCGAGGAGUUCGCGAGAUCGCUGAAGGAGGAGACGGGCGGCAGAGUGUUCAUCUCCAACAUCACCUACGGCCUUAUCCGUGACCAGGUGUUCCCGGCGGUGAGAGAGGGGCGAGCCAUCGGUCUGGGCCCGCCUGGGAACUACGCCAACCUCACGGGAGUCGAUCCGCGUACCAUUCAAUACCUCCAGAACGACGUACCUUUCGCGAUGUCCUUCCCACAGUUCGAGACCUUCCUCCGUCAGACCAACUUCUCCCGCUACUGGGACAAGUGUACGAGCCUUUCGGCAUCCGGCCGUACUAUGCAGGCACGGUGAGCGGCGCGCAGCUGGGCGGGUGGUUCGAGAAACCCAUUACCAAGCUCGGCGAUUUCCGAGGCCUGACCCUCCGCUACACCGGCAAUCCUAUCACCGCA